AUCUGACAACUAGUGUCAAAAUAAUCGAACUGUCAUGAACAAAAACAAUAAUAUUAUGAAAAACGAAAACUCAUUUUUAAUUUUAGUCAAAAUUUAGGAGAAGGUUAGGGACUUCUCUGCAUGUGUUGAAAAGUGAAUGAUUAAUCUAGAGAAGAAGUUAAAUUCAAAUUAUUAUGUCGAAUUUGAAUGACGAUUACUGGAACAGCUCAUCCACAUCUAAAUUUAGUUUUGAUGAUGAGGACCUUUCUGCGAGUCAGAUUGAUUCUGUGGCAAACGAUGUUUUUAGUAGCAAACAAGAAGAGAUAAAUAUAUUCGCUAUCGAUUUCAUUAUUUCAAAAAAAUGUCUAGAUCUAUUAUUAGCAGAUGUGGAUACUGAAAAUAUUCACAUGGUUUCCACUCCUUCAGAUGCAGUAAGGAAAAUGGUUCGUGGCAAUAAAGUGGUCUUAGAGCAAUUCAAAUCAUAUAAAGAUAAGAUACAACUUAUAGAUGAAGCUUUAACUACAUACAAUGGUGAUAUUAUUUUGAGGGUAACUGAUUUUUUGAGAACUACUCUUAAAUUUAGUUUAUUCUGUAAUGUGCUUGUUAAAAGAAGAGCUGCUUUGGUGCAUUACGCUGAUUUUGUAAAAUUACAAGGAAACCUAGAAGAACUAGAAAAUCUCUAUAUGGCAACCGGUUUCACAACAAAUAUUAAAGAUCUAUAUUUUUUAAACACUCGCUGUGAAAAAAAUAAGCAUGAUACUCUGAACAAACUGAAAUAUUUCAUAUCCAGUCAUUCUCAUUAUUUAGAUAGUUUCAAUGAAAGAAAACUCCUAUCUGAUUAUGUUAGAUUCCUAGAAUGGCAAAUUACUAAUGGGGAAAACAGUAAUUCAGUUGUUGAACAAUUGGCGCUUGUAUGUAAAAAGCAAUGGGAGCAAAGCACUGAUGAUGACCAAGUUGUUGCUUUCAAAAAUUUAUUCAGAGUAGAUGAAGCUCAAUAUGAAUGGACCGUUAUGAAUUGUUUAUGUUACUUAGGAUUAUGGAAGAAAUUAAUAGGAAUGUUUGUGAAACCAAACUGGUUCACAAAAAAAAAUGUACUGAAGUCAGUUAUAAAUAGUGAUAUCUUUAUAUGGGGUGUAUCUAGACAUGAUCCACCGAAAAACGUUAUUGAUCAACUGUUGACCUGCCUUUCUGACUCAGACAAAUCACUUGCCUUCGCUGAAAAAUUUCAGUGUUAUAAGUUUAUGAUUGAAUACUACAUAAAUCAAAGGGAUCGCACUGGUCUUCUAGGGUGCAUAGACAAGGUUGCAGCGAAUUCUGAAGAAUAUUUCAUGAUCAAAAAAGCCCUAGAAUCUCAGGACAAAAGAUGGAAAAAUUGAAGGAAUUCCCAAGGAAAAGGCCGGAACAAUGUAUAUUUGCAAGAUAUUAAUGUAAAAUAUUUUUGUAUUUGCUCUGGAAAUAAAUGAAAAGGACAAAAGUAA
This is a messenger RNA of Coccinella septempunctata (seven-spotted ladybird), 1457 nucleotides long. It is a transcript of the gene Vps16B, whose product is annotated as spermatogenesis-defective protein 39 homolog. The transcript has 9 exons. Lineage: Eukaryota; Metazoa; Arthropoda; Insecta; Coleoptera; Coccinellidae. Gene Ontology annotation, biological process: intracellular protein transport; vacuolar transport. Bases 174 to 1355 code for a protein of 393 amino acids. The record is from RefSeq and is a predicted model, not a curated record. Gene Ontology annotation, cellular component: cytoplasm.